GCGCGAAUUUUAUUCCACCUACAUUUCUUGUUCUGUAUUCGAGUCAAGUUUUUUAUUAAAAAAAAAGUUAAAUAGGUGUUUUAUAGUGUCGAUUGCUGAAUCCGUGAUAUUAAUUUAAUUUAAUACGUGAUAGAUAUAAGGAUAUUCAUGAGAAAGAAAGUUUUAGCUCCGUUCACAUAACCUUUUGGUGUUCAGUACAUAAUAUGGGUUACGAAAAAGGGCAUGUUUGAUAACGGAGAACUUCAAUAUAAACUCUGGCAACAGUGCAACCAAAAGGAAACAGGAAGAAGCGUUAUCAAACAACUACAGAUUAAAGAUACACCCACACACUUUAGACUUCAACAGAAAACAGUCUCCCAUGAGUUCUCCUAUGUGCACACCAUCCAAGCGGAGAGUUCUAGGCGAGAUUCAGAAUUCUCCAUUAUUCAGGCCAAAGGACUCCCCAACAAUAGAAAGACUGAAGAAAACACCAAUUAACAAAAAGUCCCCCUUAAUAGAACAUCUAUCACCCUUAACCAGCCGAUCCGAGAAAUGCAAGCGCAUAAAAGUGUCAAAAAUAUCGCGGAUACUUGAAGAGAGAUCCAGAUACAGAAUGGCUAAUAAAGAGAAUGAGUUGAAUAUGUCAGAGACGUUCCUUAAUAUGGACGAUGAGCAAAGUUAUUCACUGACACGGUCAAAAAUGUACCAUAAAAUGGACAAUGAAGGAAGUUAUUCACUGAAACGGUCGAAAACGUGGCUUAAAAUGGACAGUGAAAAAAGUCAUUCACGGACAAGGUCUGAAACAUACCUUAAGAUGGACACUGAAGAAAGUCAUUCAAUGACACGGUCGGAAAUGUUUCUGAAAAUUGAUAAUGCAAAGAAUAAUUUAUUAACCAGGCCAAAAGUGUGCCUUAAAAUGGACGAUGAAGAAAGUCAUAUGAUGACAGAGCCGAACAUCUUCCUUAAAACUGACAGCGCAGAAAGCAAUUUAUUAACAAGCUCACAAAUGUGCCUUAAAAUGGACGAUGAAGAAAAUUAUUCAUUAACUAGGUCAAAAAUGUGCCUUAAAAUGGACGAUGAAGAAACUCAUUCACUGACGCGGUCAAAAAUGUACUUUAAUAAGGACAAUAGAGAAAAUGAAUCAUUAUCAUUUAGAAAAAUUUCUCAUAAGGAAACUAAAAGGAACAUAGAUUCGGUAAAGAGAUCAAAUAUGUUCACAACUUUGACUUGUAAAGAAAAUGAGUCUUUAAUGUCAGAGACUUUUAUAAAACUGGACGUGGAGGAGGAGACUAGGGACUGUUCGUUCGUUGACACGUUCCCUGGUACCUCUGCAACGACGUCCAAUUGGUGCAAGGCUAAGUUGGACUUCACAGACGCACUGCAAUCAAAAUCCUUCGAAAAUGACGAUGAGACAAAAAACAUAGACAUGUACGUGCCAGAAAAGGACGAAAAUAUUGACGCAGACUUUGAAACACUACAUGAUUUGGAGGAAGAAUUUGGCUGUACCAAUUUUGAUGAGUGUUCUAAGUACGAGAUCAUUUCUACGGACAGCCCUAACAUCAUAUCAAGCGGGCGCUCCACGUCAAGGAAAAUACAUUCCAGGAAUUUCGAAUUUGGUGCUCCGUUACUGGAAAACGAAAAAUCUACUAGUUUCAACAAACCUAAUGUUAAUGCGACUCGUAUGUUAAACUUCGAUGAUGAAAACUUCGAAUUUACUUCCCCGGCUGUCAAAAAACAUAGCGUUUCUGUCAAAAAAUCGUUGAAGUUCACAGAAAAACACAACAUAUCUGUCAAAAAAACCUUGAAGUUUACUGAGACACCGACCAAAAAAAUAUUUAAGUGUACAGAGACGCCGGUCAAAAUGGUUUUGAGGCACGAACGUAGUGAUUCUAGUAUUGGAUCUAUGUCCAUGUCUCCAAAAAUUGAGUCGACAAAAUUGAGGAUAUAUCCGUCGGAUUCCACAACGUCCAUGGAAAGUGGGUUUAUAUCGGAAUUAGAAGAUCAAUUUUUGGAUUAUGAAGUAUCCAGUUCUCCAAAAAUGCCAAACUUCAAAGAAUUGCUAUCCGGACAAAUUAAAGAUGGUUUCACUGGUAAUAAAUUACUAACCGGUCAAAUUGAGGAUACUUUUGGUGAAACUCAGCUGUUACCUGAUGAAAUUCAAAAUAGUUUUGAAUUAAAACAGUUAAAAGACGAUUCAAAUAAGCUGUUUAACAUAUCCACACAAAUUACCCAUGGGUUUGAAGAAAGUCCGUUAUUUUCUCGAGAAGUGAAACAUACUUUUGGAGAAAAUCAAUUAUUUUCUGAAGCCGAGAACACUUUUGGAGCAAAACAGUUAUUUUCUGAAAAUGCGCAGAAUUCUUUUGGAGAAAAACAGUUAUUUUCUGAAGAAAUCAAGCAUUCUUUUGGAGAAAAUCAGUUAUUUUCUGGGGAAAUAAAGGAGAGAUUAGAAGAGAAACCGUUUAAUGUACGGAGGCCAUUGCAGAGGAGUUUGAGUUUUAAUCCAGAAGGUUUUAGAGCAAGAAUCUCUUUGUUCUCUAUUAAGGAGAGUGAAAACCAAGAGAAGAAGAAUAAUAAGAGAAAUGAAAGAAAUGAUUUGGAGAAUAUUUCAAGUAAACGGAGAAGAUCGAAUUGCCAAAGUCCAGAAGUGGAGAAGCCAGUUAGACCAGUUCUCCAGCGGGCGUUUUCUGAAAACCAUGCGUCUAUUAUGUCGGCUAUGACGAGAUUUGAAACCGAGCCGGAUCUAAUAGGCGACUUCACGCUCCCGUUCGCGUUACCACUCACAAGCGGCGAGCACGCGGACCUCAGCUCCAUAUCCUGCGACACGCUGGCCGGACUGCUGCGGGGGGAGUUUGUGGACAGCAUUAGUGAAUUCCAGGUGAUAGACUGCCGCUAUCCAUACGAGUUCGAAGGCGGCCACAUCGCUGGUGCGGUCAACCUCUACACUCCAGAACUGGUGUUGUCUCUGGUGGAACAGCCUCGCUGGGGGGGACCCGGGCGAAGCAUACUGGUGUUUCACUGCGAGUUCUCACGAGAGAGGGGGCCCAAGCUGUCCCGCUUCCUCCGCUCAAAGGACCGCAUGAAGAACAAGGAGAACUACCCUUCACUCCACUACCCCGAGGUAUACCUCCUGCACGAGGGAUACCGCGCUUUCUACCAGCGCUACCCCGAGCUAUGCUCCCCCUUGGGGUAUACCGCCAUGCUGGAUCCUGUCCACCGCGUGGCUCUCAAGAAGCACCGCUCUUUCAGCCUGACCUCUACCUCUGGCAAUAGACGAAACCGGUUCCUGCUCUAACCCCCCUCCGUUUGUGCAAUGUCUACUUGGUCUAUUU
Molecule: messenger RNA, 3308 nt
Organism: Maniola jurtina (meadow brown)
Lineage: Eukaryota; Metazoa; Arthropoda; Insecta; Lepidoptera; Nymphalidae
Gene: Cdc25
Exons: 8
Coding region: 359-3271 (970 amino acids)
Biological process (GO): G2/M transition of mitotic cell cycle; positive regulation of G2/M transition of mitotic cell cycle; positive regulation of G2/MI transition of meiotic cell cycle
Cellular component (GO): cytoplasm; nucleus
Molecular function (GO): protein tyrosine phosphatase activity
Source: RefSeq, a predicted model, not a curated record